Messenger RNA from Coregonus sp. 'balchen', 19610 nucleotides. The record is from the annotation of a GenBank genome assembly. Lineage: Eukaryota; Metazoa; Chordata; Actinopteri; Salmoniformes; Salmonidae.
AUGAGUGUUCAGGUGAAUUUGAAAGGACUACCAUCUCACGUCCUGGGCAAUGUUUACAAACCAGAUAAUCUGAAGAUGACAACAAGGUAUGUACAUGUUUCCUUUGUAUAUAUCAACCCUGGUACAUUUGUCAUUUGUUUCCUAAUAAUUCCAAUACAAUAACAAUUCCCACUGGGAAGUUUCAGUCUGACAGUAUUUGACAAUGUUAACCAUACCACAGAUCACCAGAGAACGCUCUUGCUGCCCUCACCUUCCCCAAAUCCAAAGUGGCCCUAUGGGACCCCACACCUAAUGGGGAUGUGGUUAGCCUCCACCUCUCCUAUUACAGGUAGGCUACUGGUUUCUUUUUGCAUCUCAGUAGUCCAAAGUGGCUUUCUCAACUCCAUCCCAUUGCCUGUACUGAUUUGAAAUACUUGGCCGGUGUAAGCAAUAUGUCGGCUCACUUUCAUCUGCUUAAUUUUCUCAAGUCAGUUCAGUUGAAAGAAAGAUUAUUGAAACGCACCCUUGAUUGUAAUUAGAUCAUGCUCUGCCUUCACUGCUAAAAACCUGUUUUCUAUUGAACAGAAAUCCCAGGCUACUUCUUGUGGAGAAAACUCUUCGCUUGGCCCACCGCCAUGCUCGACAGAGUAACAAACCCCAGUUCAGCUGUUACUUGCUGGGGACUAUUGCUGUGGAUUCUGGUGAGAUGUAUUUUUUUUUUCAUGACAAGUAUUGCAUUUUUUUUUAGUUCAAGAGCAAACACACAUUUUAGAUGGAAAAUAAUUAUUUUAUACUCAUGAUAAUGAUGGAUUGGAUAUGCUUGCUAAGUACGUACUCUUAGGUUUAGCUCUUUUAUAUUGAAACUGUCCCUUGUACCUCCCUUCACUUGCUUGAUGUGAACUCUUCUCUCUCCACUCUUUCUCCAAGAUGAAGAGGGUGUGACUUUGACUCUGGACCGGUUUGACCCGGGCCGGGAGCAGCCUGGCUCCUCAGGAAAGGUGCCCACUGCCCUGAUGCCUGGGGACGUCCUGGUGCCCUGUGUGCUGGAAACCCAGGGGGUCUCUGCCACAGACACCAUGGUUCACUCGGCAGAAGACUUCCACAUCUCUUUUAAGGUAAAAUGAAUAUGUUAAUGUCUGCACUGAAAGUAAAUGCCCUCUUAUCACUCAUACAACACUGUGCAACUAUGCAUUGUGUGAAUAAAAUGAGUGCAGUUGAAGUUUUUAUGAAGAUACCAGCAAUAACCAUACACUUACCAUAUUUUCUUACCCAAUGCUGUGUUUUCUAACUGGAAUUGACAUUCAUCCCAACUGUACGUUAAGUUCAACCCACCCUCUUAACUGCCUAAUGAGAGAGCACACAUUUUCUGUUGCCUGGAUAACAGAAGGAGCAUACUCCCUCUACUCCUAAGUUGGCAGUUAUUGCAACCUGUCGGCAACAGGUGUUGCUAAUUACUGAACCCAGGGCUCCAGACUGUGACCGCAUUUGACUGCGAGUUAAGCUUUUAAUUGGUCACAUUGGUGCAAGCUGCACUUUCUACCUGGUCACUGCAAUCAAAACUACCAAUUUUUUUGGGCGGAUAAAACCAUGAUUUGGUCAAACCGUAAAGUGCAUUAUGCCACAGAUUAUCCAUUAUAUGGACCAGAUACUCUAGUGCAGGGGUAUUCAACUCUUACACUACAAGGUCUGGAGCCUGCUGGUUUUCUGUUCUACCUGAUAAUUAAUUGCACACACCUUGUGUCCCAGGUCUAAAUCUGUCCCUGAUUAGAGGGGAAUGGUGAGUUUGAAGGCUCUAGUGGCUGCUCUAACAAUGAAAACAAACGUCUUCAAAAAUGGACGGCAGUCAGGAGGACGCAUGAUCAGGUGGGACCAUUCUAGCCAAUGAGAGAGCAGAUGCAUGCACAACGGUUUCCACUAGUUGCCACAGUCAAAAUUGGCUGUAUUGUAAAUUCAUGAAAAGAAAAAUAUGCAUUUUGGUUUUAAUGUAGGGUUAGGCAUACAGUUAGUAGUGUGGUUAGGUUUAAAAACAGAUUUUUAGAAGAUAAAUUGUAGAAAUAGGCUGUGUUUAUGACUUUGUGGCAGUGGUAACUAGUGACGACCAGGCAAAACUCUGAUAGUUUUUUUUCUCAAAGUUGGCAGGUUGUCACGGCCUACUUGUAUACUCGUAACAACCUAAUCAUUAUGAAACUUCUAUUUGAUCAAAUAAAUAAGCCACACGUAGCAAAUCAGCCAUUACAUUUUUUGUUAACCAAAUUUGAAACUCAUUGACCUCCAUACAAAAACUCCUCCCUUGGUGAGUGAAAAAAACAAAAACACCACCUGCUGGAGAAGACAGAUUUUGGGCCCAGUUAUCCCUCUCGCUUUGCCUCUUCCUCUCUGAUUAUCCUCAUGAUUCCUGUAAUGAAAGUGUGUGCCCUGCCGCUGUGCCUGUUUCGCUGGGCCCGGUUGCUCUAAUAAGCGAGCCAGGGCGUCAUUUAUCAAUAUUGCGUAGAAACUAUUCUAAAAUACUACUUAGGAACGGAAUUUAGAAUGUUCGUACACAUAUAAAAAGUGUGACUUAUCAAACAUUCCUACGACCUUCAUACGCACACUGGUAGGAGAUAACCAUUGAUAAAUACUAAUUGUUCUCAGCCUCAGUGCUCGUACGUGACCCUGGCUAUUUGCAUUUCGAAACACCCCUAAUUAACCAUAUAUGGUCAAAAUAAUCCCUUUAAUGCCCGUGGGAAAUAUACCCCGUACCAUGAAAUACAACGGCGCAACCAAAGAAAAGCUAUGAAACAAUCUUUUCCGAGACUAAAAUAGAGGUGCUAGUGUCAGAGAUUGAGAACAACCAAAAGGUUUAUUUGGCUUGCUCAGUUGUGGCUUGGCUAGUAAAAACAAAGAGAGGACCAUUAGGACAAUUCAAGUUGCUUUAGCAAUAGCAAAUAUACUUCAGAUGAGUAGGCAACACUCUCCAAUAAGACAUCCAUUCUCAACAGCUCCCGCCUGUAGGCAUAUAGGCCAACAUUGCUGUUCUGCAGAAUGAAUGAGUAGUGCGUCCCACCUGGCGAAUUUGCCACCACAUUCAGCAGCGUCUUUUGCGCUUCAUAUAACAUAUCACCUGCACAUUAAGAGUGUAAGUAUUUUCUGUUCACAUAGUUGAACUCAUUUUGGGACGGUGCUUUUAUGGAGACGUGGGUGCCGUCUAUUGUGGCGUUAGUAUUUGGGAUCCCAUUGAUGAUAUCAUGGGAAAGAAACCCCUCUUGACUUCAUCCUGUGUGAUGGUGUAUGGAAAUUGUAUGUGUUACUGUUCGUUUUGCUGGCGACUUGCCUCUAAUUUAAUAAAUGACUGUACUGUGGUCAAAUUACAUGAUAUAGCCUGUCAAGAUAUGUUGCAUUAAUUCUAAAUGGAAGUACAAUGAAAUUGAAAAAAUAUUAAAUUAUUACUCACAAUUUCACACAUUUUCAACAUAUACAGUACCAGUCAAGUUUGGACACACCUACUCAUUCAAGGCUUUUUCUUUAUUUGUACUAUUUUCUACAUUGUAUACUAAUAGUGAAGACAUCAACACUAUGAAAUAACACAUAUGGAAUCAUGUAGUAACCAAAAAAGUGUUAAACAAAUCAAGAUAUAUUUUAUAUUUGAGAUUCUUCAAAUAGCCACCCUUUGCCUUGAUGACCGCUUUGCACACUCUUGGCAUUCUCUCAACCAGCUUCACCUGGAAUGCUUUUCUAACAGUCUUGAAAGAGAUCCCACAUAUGCUGAGCACUUGUUGGCUGCUUUUAUUUCUCUGCCGUCCGACUCAUCCCAAACCAUCUCAAUUGGGUUGAGGUCGGGGUAUUGUGGAGGCCAGGUCAUCUGAUGCAGCACUCCAUCACUCUCCUUCUUGGUAAAAUAGCCCUUACACAGCCUGGAGGUGUGUUGGGUCAUUGUCCUGUUGAAAAACAAAUUAUAGUCCCACUAAGCCCAAACCAGAUGGGAUGGCGUAUCGCUGCAGAAUGCUGUGGUAGCCAUGCUGGUUAAGUGUGCCUUGAAUUCUAAAUAAAUCACAGACAGUGUCACCAGCAAAGCCCCCCCACACCUCCUCCAUGCUUCACGUGGGAACCACACAUGUGGAGAACAUCCGUUCACCUACUCAUCCGUUCACCUACUCUGCAUCUCACAAAGACACAGCGGUUGGAACCAAAAAUCUAACAUUUGGACACAUCAGACCAAAGGACACAUUUCCACCGAUCUAAUGUCCAUUGCUCGUGUUUCUAGGCCCAAGCAAGUCUCUUCUUCUUAUUGGUGUCCUUUAGUAGUGGUUUCUUUGCAGCAAUUCGACCAUGAGGGCCUGAUUCAUGCAGUCUCCUCUGAACAGUUGAUGUUGAUGUGUCUGUUACUUGAACUCUGGAAGCAUUUAUUUGGGCUGCAAUCUGAGGUGCAGUUAACUCUAAUGAACUUAUCCUCUGCAGCAGAGGUAACUCUGGGUCUUCCAUUCCUGUGGCGGUCCUCAUGAAAGCCAGUUUCAUCAUAGCGUUUCAUGGUUUUUACGACUGCACUUGAAGAAACUUUCAAAGAUCUUGAAAUGUUCCGGAUUGACAGACUUUCAUGUCUAAAAGUAAUGAUGGACUGUCGUUUCUCUUUGCUUAUUUGAGCUGUUCUUGCCAUAAUAUGGACUUGGUCUUUUAUCAAAUAGGGCUAUCUUCUGUAUACCACCCCUACCUUGUCACAACACAACUGAUUGGCUCAAGCGCAUUAAGAAGGAAAGAAAUUCCACAAAUUAACUUUUAAGAAGGAACACCUGUUAAUUGAAAUGCAUUCCAGGUGACUACCUCAUGAAGCUGGUUGAGAUAAUGCCAAGAGUGUGCAAAGCUCUCUUCAAGGCAAAGGGUUGCUACUUUGACGAAUCUUAACUAUAAAAUAUAUUUAGAUUUAACACUUUUUGGGUUACUACAUGAUUCCAUAUGUGUUAUUUCAUAGUUUUGAUAUCUUCACUAUUAUUCUACAGUGUAGAAAAUGAGGCCGGUUGGACGUACUGCCCAAUUCUCUAAAAUGAUGUUGGAGGCGGCUUAUGGUAGAGAAAUUAUCUGGCAAACGCUUUGGUGGAUAUUCCUGCAGUCAGCAUGCCAAUUGCAUGCUCCCUCAAAACUUGAGACAUCUGUGACAUUGUGUUGUGUGACAAAAAUUCACAUUUAUUGGCGUUUUAUUGUCCCCAGCACAAUGUGCACCUGUGUAUUGAUCAUUGUGUUUAAUCAGGUUCUUGAUAUGCCACACCUGUCAGGUGGAUGGAUUAUCUUGGCAAAGGAUAAAUGUUCACUAACAGGGAUGUAAAUAAAUGUAUGCACAAAAUUUGAGAUAAAUAUAUGGAACAUUUCUUGGAUCUUCUAUUUCAGCUCAUGAAACAUGGGACCAACACUUUACAUGUUGCGUUUAUAUUUUUGUUCAGUAUAUUUCAGUUGGUUUCCUCACUGUUCUUCGACAAUUAAGGCAAGGGCUGUUUUCGCAUCUCCUAACUCCACUGCUGCCUCCGCCGUAUUGCUUUCAACACCAAUAUGCUGAGUAACUUUGCUAUUAUGCACAUAGCAACAUGGUCUAGAAAAAAGCGGCAAUUCAACAGCGCACUGUUUCAGACCGCGGACAGCGACCACUUACCAUGCGGGAGAAAGUACAUUUGUUAUAAAAUAAUAUUAUUUUGAUGAGUGUUCUUAUGUAAUACAACCAUAUACAAUUUCAGUAGAACAUGUCUUAGUGAUGGACUGUGCCAUCCCCAGGCGCGAAUCAGACCGGUGUCUUGUACACCAUUAAUUUGUUCAUCUUUUUUGCUAUAUGCUCGACUAAAGAAAUCUCGGUCGACCAACAGCCUAUCGACCAAACAAUCGACCUGUCGACUAAAUGGGGUUAGCCCUAGUAAUUAGAACAAGUCGUUUUGCGUCAUACCCGUGGUAUGUUGUUUCAUAUACCCCGGUUGUCAGCCAAUCAGUAUUCAGGGCCCGAACGACCCAGUUUAUAAUUGCCGAUCUAGCUAAUGUGUUUUGAGGUCCCACUUCCUCAGCUGGUGAAUUAGCGUCAAUUGAAUUAGGCCUGUAUAUAAAAUUAGUGAACAUAAAGAUGAAGGCAAAUUCACCUCUAUUGAACCCAAAAAAUAUGAAUGUUCUGGAGCCUUAUUUUGACAGUAAAAUAUAACAAUAGCCUAAUUGUCAACCCAAAAUUCAUGACAAUCACUGGAUUAGGUUGCAUAUCAAAAUAUCUUGAAUCGUGCAUUCCUGUUUGGACAUGUUAGAUGUACUAACUUAUUUAUUGAAUACCAUCUUAGUAACCUAUUACACUUUUUAAUAAAGCAUUGUGAAUGACUGACUUUAUAAGAUCGCUAUUCAUUUUCCUAUUCUGUGGCGCCACCAAUGUAAAUUUUUUGGUGAUACCAAAUCAUGGGCUGGUGCCACCAAUAGAACUGAAAAAGUUAGUGUCACCAGGGGAAAACGUUAGUCCGGAGCCCUGGAACUGCCUCUUGUGAGAAGCAAUGCCACCAUAGAAUGUGCCCAACUUAAACAGCCCAAACCCAUGUCUCCAUCCUUCCUCCCACCGUACUUGUUCAGAUGCUCCAGCACUGCUGCAGCAGCCGGGAGUCCCUGGACCUGUCCAAGCUGCUGGCCCUGCGAGCCCACCUCAGCUGCUCCCAGCAAGCAGACAGCCUGGGCUUCUGCCUGCGCUGGGCCGCUGCCGCCCCCGGCAACACCUUGGACGCUGUGCCCGUCCGGCCCGUGCCCAUCAUCCCCACCGCCUUGGCCAGGAACCUGAGCAGCCGGUCCAGCCUCACCCAGCCGCUACACAGCUGCGCCAGCCGCAAACAAGGGUAAGGAUUAAGGACAUAACAUGGAAUAACAUUAUAGACAAGUCAUGUCAAUCAUUCUUUUAUCGCUGUGUUAUUUAAGCAAUAAGGCACGAGGGGUUGUGGAAUAUGGCCAAUAUACCACGGCUAAGGGCUGAUCUUUGGCACGUCGCAACGCAGAAUGCCUGGAUACGGCCCUUAGCCAUGGUAUAUUGGCCAUAUACCACAAACCCCCGAGGUGCCUUAUUGCUAUUAUAAGCUGGUUACCAAUGUAAUUAGAGCAGUAAAAAUACAUGUUUUUUCAUACCCAUGGUAUAUGGUCUGAUAUACCACGGCUGUGAGCCAAUCAUCAUUCAGGGCUAGAACCACCCAGUUUUAUAAUGGAUAAUGAUUGCUUCUGCUCUACAUUUUGUUCAGCUUUCUGACCAUGGAUCAAACCCGGAAACUGCUGCUACUACUGGAGUCUGACCCGAAGGCCUAUACUCUUCCACUGGUUGGAGUGUGAGAAUGCCCUCCAUUGACAUUAUGUUUUUCGGCCAACGUGUUAUUAUUUUGUAUGUCCGGGGGGAAAAAAACUCCAUUCAUUGGAGAUAAUCUGAACCCCAAAAGGAUUUAUCCUUCCUUUUAGUAGUCAAGCUGUUAGUGUGUGUGAGCCACCUCAUUAGCAGUAGUGUACAGUUUGGUUGACGUGCUUGUGUUGUUGUCUGUGGCAGAUGGUUGAGUGGGGUCACCCACAUCUACAACCCCCAGGUGUGGGCGUGGUGUCUGAGGUACCUGUUCAGCUCCUCCCUCCAGGACAAGUGAGUGGGAUGCCUAUCUGUUCACGUAUUACAAAUAGCACACUGACUGUCAUUUCUCACUUGGCUAAAGGUAGCCUGGCUCCAUACUCUGUGCUGUAGCAAAUUCUUGUGUGCUUGUUAUGCCAUACACCAACGAACACAGAGGAGUUUGCUAAAGCACAGCUGAUGUGGACCAACAUGCUAGGCACUUUGUAAUAACGUUCAUGAAUAAGCCACAAUCAAUUAUUUUAAAUGAUUAUAAAUGUUUAUGAAUUGUUACGUUUCAAUGCUUAAGAUGUUUUUUUUUUUUUACGAAAUAUGAAAUAUUUAUUAAUAGUUAAUCAGUGCUUAUUCAUGAAAGUUAGCUUUAAAUGUACAUGUAUUGUGUAGAAUAGGGAUUUGUCAGACAGCUCUAUUUAUGAGAUUUCUAUCUGCAACAUUACACAACAUUUUCACACCGUAGCAACAUUUUUUGCAAUGGAAUACAUAAAUCAGUGUUCUUAUUGGUUCAGGUGGGCUACCUUCUCGCUUCAAAAUAUUUUAUCCUUAAUGAACACACCCCUGAUUUAUUAUUGGGUUCCAGGGUGAUGUCUGAGGGCGGUGCGUUCCUGGUGGUGCUGUACUCACUGACCCACAGGGAGCCAGAGUUCUACCAGGUCCAGCCUUGCAGUGGGCAGCAGGACAUGACCUUUCAACUGCUCACCAGCACCGAGUCACUCACUCUCUACAAGGUAGGCACACUUAUGCCUGACUCAAUCUAUCGUGCCGACCAGAACCAUGCUCUGAUGGCUCGGACAUUUCCCUUUCACAUUGAGCUUACCAGCACGGUUCCAGCAACUAUGGUCCGAUGCAUAAGGAGGCCAGUGCAGUUCAGCUUGGUUUGGCUCAGCUCAGUAGAAUGAAAAGCCCUCUAGUGGCCUUUACCCACUAUUACAACAGAAUACAGAAUUUAAACAUGUUGGAUAAUCCAUGUCAAUAUGAGACUUGAUUUAUUUUGUUCCUUGUCUGUGCAGAAUGUAGAGGUGUCCGAGGGCCGUACUCUGCAGUUUGAGCUCAGUGCCGAGACCCAGAACCGUGAGGCAGAGUUCUUCAGGGAACUGGUGUCCUGUUCCUCCUUCAGAAGGUAUACAGGCUCUACUCUCAAACAUCUGCAGUAACAAUAUUACCUAGACUGAAGCAGUGGAUAGGGACUCAAUGCUGUGUCUGUCUGAUUGGUGGCUUUUUGUAUAUGUGUUGGGUCACAAGAAAAUUGUUAGUCUUUUGUUAAAUACUAACUGAACUCAUGAGAACGAUACUCUUAACAGGAUUUUAUGACUUCACAGGAAUUGCUGUGCGGUAGAAUAGAUUUCAUUAGUCAAUGGGCUCUCCAGUGUUUGACGGUAUCUGUCCUCCUUCUCUCCCUCAGCCCUGCGUCAGUGGCAGUCUCUCCACAGGACAGGCUGUCAAUCAGCGACCAUGACUCUGGAGUGGAGGAUGAGGACCUCUCCCCCAGGCCCUCCCCAAACCCACACCCUCUCACCCAGCAGGUCAGCUCUCUCUCUCGGUCCCUCUCUCUUGGUCCCUCUCUCUCUGUGUCUCCCUCUGUCUCUCUCUGUGUCUCCCUCUGUCUCUCUCUGUGUCUCGCUCUCCCUCUGUCUCGCUCUCCCUCUGUCUCGUUGAUAUAUAUGUUGAAGAGGGUGGGGCUUAAACUGCAUCCCUGUCUCACCCCAUAGCCCUGAGGAAAUAAAUGUGUUUUUUGCCUAUUUUAACUGCACACUUGUUGUUUGUGUACAUGGAUUUUCUAAUGUCGUAUGUUUUUCCCCCAACACUACUUUCCAUCAAUUUGUAUAGCAGACCCUCAUGCCAAAUUGAGUCAAAAGCUUUUUUGAAAUCAACAAACCAUGAGAAGACUUUGCCUUUGUUUUGGUUUGUUUGUUUGUCAAUUAGGGUGUGCAGGGUGAAUACGUGGUCUGUCGUAAGGUAAUUUAGUAAAAAGCCAAUUUGACAUUUUCUCAGUACAUUGUUUUCACUGAGGAAAUGAACUAGUCUGCUGUUAAUGAUAAUGCAGAGGAUUUCCCCAAGGUUGCUGUUGACUCAUAUCCCACUGUAGUUAUUGGGGUCAAAUUUGUCUCCACUUUUGUGGAUUGGGCUGAUCAGUCCUUGGUUCCAAAUAUUGGGGAAGAUGCCAGAGCUAAGGAUGACGUUAAAGAGUUUAAGUAUAGCCAAUUGGAAUUUGUGGUCUGUAUAUAUUAUCAUUUCAUUGAGGAUACCAUCAACACCACAGGCCUUUUUGGGUUAGAGGGUUUGUAUUUUGGCCUGUAGUUCAUUCAAUGUAAUUGGAGAAUCCAGUGGGUUCUGGUAGUCUUUAAUAGUUGAUUCUAAGAUUUGCAUUUGAUCAUAUAUAUUUUUUGUCUGUUUGUUCUUUGUUAUAGGGCCAAAAAGAUUGGAGAAGUGGUUUACCCAUACAGUGGGGGGAAAAAAAGUAUUUAGUCAGCCACCAAUUGUGCAAGUUCUCCCACUUAAAAAUAUGAGAGAGGCCUGUAAUUUUCAUCAUAGGGACACGUCAACUAUGACAGACAAAAAUGAGAUUUUUUUUCUCCAGAAAAUCACAUUGUAGGAUUUUUAAUGAAUUUAUUUGCAAAUUAUGGUGGAAAAUAAGUAUUUGGUCAAUAACAAAAGUUUCUCAAUACUUUGUUAUAUACCCUAUGUUGGCAAUGACACAGGUCAAACGUUUUCUGUAAGUGUUCACAAGGUUUUCACACACUGUUGCUGGUAUUUUGGCCCAUUCCUCCAUGCAUAUCUCCUUUAGAGCAGGGAUGUUUUGGGGCUGUCGCUGGGCAACACAGACUUUCAACUCCCUCCAAAGAUUUUCUAUGGGGUUGAGAUCUGGAGACUGGCUAGGCCACUCCAGGACCUUGAAAUGCUUCUUACGAAGCCACUCCUUCGUUGCCCGGGCGGUGUGUUUGGGAUCAUUGUCAUGCUGAAAGACCCAGCCACGUUUCAUCUUCAAUGCCCUUGCUGAUGGAAGGAGGUUUUCACUCAAAAUCUCACGAUACAUGGCCCCAUUCAUUCUUUCCUUUACACGGAUCAGUCGUCCUGGUCCCUUUGCAGAAAAACAGCCCCAAAGCAUGAUGUUUCCACCCCCAUGCUUCACAGUAGGUAUGGUGUUCUUUGGAUGCAACUCAGCAUUCUUUGUCCUCCAAACACGACGAGUUGAGUUUUUACCAAAAAGUUCUAUUUUGGUUUCAUCUGACCAUAUGACAUUCUCCCAAUCCUCUUCUGGAUCAUCCAAAUGCACUCUAGCAAACUUCAGACGGGCCUGGACAUGUACUGGCUUAAGCAGGGGGACACGUCUGGCACUGCAGGAUUUGAGUCCCUGGCGGCGUAGUGUGUUACUGAUGGUAGGCUUUGUUACUUUGGUCCCAGUUCUCUGCAGGUCAUUCACUCGGUCCCCCCGUGUGGUUCUGGGAUUUUUGCUCACCGUUCUUGUGAUCAUUUUGACCCCACGGGGUGAGAUCUUGCGUGGAGCCCCAGAUCGAGGGAGAUUCAGUGGUCUUGUAUGUCUUCUAUUUCCUAAUAAUUGCUCCCACAGUUGAUUUCUUCAAACCAAGCUGCUUACCUGUUGCAUAUUCAAUCUUCCCAGCCUGGUGCAGGUCUACAAUUUUGUUUCUGGUGUCCUUUGACAGCUCUUUGGUCUUGGCCAUAGUGGAGUUUGGAGUGUGACUGUUUGAGGUUGUGGACAGGUGUCUUUUAUACUGAUAACAAGUUCAAACAGGUGCCAGGUAACGAGUGGAGGACAGAGGAGCCUCUUAAAGAAGUUGUUACAGGUCUGUGAGAGCCAGAAAUCUUGCUUGUUUGUAGGUGACCAAAUACUUAUUUUCCACCAUAAUUUGCAAAUAAAUUCAUUAAUAAUCCUACAAUGUGAUUUUCUGGAAUUUAUUUUUCUCAAUUUGUCUGUCAUAGUUGACGUGUACCUAUGAUGAAAAUUACAGGCCUCUCUCAUCUUUUUAAGUGGGAGAACUUGCACAAUUGGUGGCUGACUAAAUACUUUUUUCCCCCACUGUACAUCUCCGUUUUGGAUAGAUAGCUCUUUGUGUUGUUGUUUGUUUAGUGUUUUCCAAUUUUCCCAGAAGUGGUUAGAGUCUGGAUUCUUCAAUUACAUUGAGCUGAUUUCUGACAUGCUGUUCCUUCUUUUUCCGUAGUGUAUUUCUGUAUUGUUUUAGUGAUUCACCAUAGUGAAGGCGUAGGCUCAGGUUUUCUGUGUCUCUAUGUUUUUGGUUGGAUAGGUUUCUCAGUUUCUUUCUUAGGUUUUUGCAUUCUUCAUCAAACCAUUUGUCAUUGUUGUUACUUUUCUUCGGUUUUCUGUUACAUAUUUUUAGAUUUGAUAGGGAAGCUGAGAGGUCAAAUAUACUGUUUAGGUUUUCUACUGCCAAGUCUACACUUUCACUAUUACAGUGGAACGUUUUGUCCAGGAAGUUGUCUAAAAGGGAUUGAAUUUGUUGUUGCCUAAUUGUUUUUUGGUAGGUUUCGACACUACUUUCCUUCCAUCUAUAGUAUUUCUUAAUAUUAUUCAGUUAUUUUGGCUUUGAUGCCUCAUGAUUUAGUAUUGCUCUGUUCAAGUAGACUGUGAUUUUGCUGUGGUCUGAUAGGGGUGUCAGUGGGCUGACUGUGAACGCUCUGAGAGACUCUAGGUUGAGGUUAUUGAUAAAGUAGUCUACAGUACUACUGCCAAGAGAUGAGCUAUAGGUGUACCUACCAUAGGAGUCCCCUCGAAGCCUUCCAUUGACUAUGUAUAUACCCAGCAUGCGACAGAGCUGCAGGAGUUGACCCGUUUUUGUUGGUUAUGUUGUCAUAGUUGUGCCUAGGGGGGCAUAUGGGGGAGGGAAUGCUGUCACCUCCAGGUAGGUGUUUGUCCCCCUGUGUGCUGAGGGUGUCAGGUUCUUGUCCAGUUCUGGCAUUUAGGUCGCCACAGACUAGUACAUGUCCCUGGGUCUGGAAAUGAUUGAUUUCCCCCUCCAGGAUGGAGAAGCUGUCUUCAUUAAAGUAUGGGGAUUCUAGUGGGGGGAUAUAGGUAGCACACAGGAGGAAAUUUUUCUCUGUUGAGAUAAUUUCCUUUUGAAUUUCUAGCCAAAUGUUCCUGUUUUGAUUAAUUUAAUAGAGUGAGUUAGAUCUGCUCCGCGGGUCUGGGAGAGUGUCUCGCUGGUCUGGGCGGGGUGUCUGUUGAUCUGUUGCUCCUGUGUGAGGUGUUGGGUCUGCGGUUGAGGUCAAUAUCCUUUAGGGUCCGGGCGAAGGUGGGCACUGCUGCCUUGUAUAGGUGGACCUGGUCGUGAAGGCUGUUCAAGUCCAGGGUGGAGUGGUGAGCCAGGUAGACAUUCGGUUUUGAGGCACAGUCACGGGAAAUACUUGCGUUUACCUGCUGUAUGGUAGCAGGGUGGAAGUAUUUUCGUGGUAGCAGGGUUGAGAUAACCACUUGUGUGUUGGGGAAAGUAGAAGCAGCUUUUUCUAUCACUCCCUUGAGUGCUGUGGCCACCCUUUCCUGCUGUGUUCUCAGGUCGUUUGUGCCUGUGUGUAUUAUAAUGUGACUGGGUGAUCCUAGUUGGUCUUCAGACAGAAGGUCUAGGGCGCGCUGGGUGUUUGGACACCAGAGUCUCUGUCUCUCUGUCUGUCUGUCUGUCUGUCUGUCUGUCUGUCUUUCUGUCUUUGUUUGUCUCUCUCUCUUUCUGUCUCCUUCCUUCCUUUGUUCUUUCUUUCCCUCUCUUUAGAAUGCUGUAUCUGUGCUAUAACCAGAGGAGAUGGCUCGAUUUGUCAUUUGACGCAUAUAGCCUAUUUGUUGUUAAUGGCUGUGUUCUAAAUGACAUGCCUCCAUGUUGUUUCAGACCAAGCGGGUCCACCCCUCUGUGCCAGAGCUCUCUCUGGUGAUGGACGGCAGCUUCCUGGAUGGAAAGACCAUGGGUCGCCCUCAUCCUCCCCUCCCAGCUCUGCAGCACAGAGUCAGUGCCCCUUCCUCGCACCAGCUCCACCUCUGGGCUGCCAGACCCCAAGGCCAGGGUCCCACCGUCCUCGGUGGCCCCCCUCCCAUCAGAAGGCCCCUGACCCCUGCCUUGGCCCCCCAGGGCAAGGGCAGCAGAGGAGCCUCCCUCACCCCCGGGCAGCAGCCACCACCGUUCCGGCCCCCCUCCAGCAGGAAAUCAGCCCCUCCGCAGGUCGGGAAGACGUUGUCUGCCUCUUCAUCCUCCUCCUCCUCCUCCUCUCCAAAGACUGGCUCCUCUCCUAAUGGAUCAGUCCAUCAGGCCAGGCAGUUCCACCAAGCCCCAGGUCACCCCUCUCACAGAGGGGCCUCCCCCGUCGGAAACUCUCCACAACCCAGCCCCAGGCACAGCCCCGCCCCCCCCCCCAAUCCCAGCCCUCAUGCCCACUCACCAACAGCCCCCAGUCCAUCCCAAGCACUUCCACAGCACCCCCAACCCCAACUUGAACCAGCCUUGUGGGUGCUGCUCCUUCCAACCACACGACCAUACCCCCCUGUACCACUCCAGCCACUGGCAGGGGGCUUCAGGGCACUUCUGCUCCAACUCUGAUAGUAACCCCCCCACCUCUCACCUCAACACCUCUCACCAAACAAACCUUCACUACAGCCAAGCGUGCCUCACCGGUGCCCCCCCCCACCACACACCACUUCCCCUCCCUUGGGCCCUGCUCUCCCAGGGGCCGCUUGGAGCCGCCAGGCCCCGCCUGUCAGAACCCGUGUUGCCAGGCCCAGUCAACCCCCUCCCUCUCUCCCCUGGAUGGGCCUAUGAACCUCCUUCCCUCUGACGCCUACAGAAUCCUGGUGGACCAAGACCGGCAGCUCAAGUUACUGCAGGCCCAGGUCAGGCUCUCCACGGUGUCAUUGUGGAUAUCAGACACUGUACCAAAUUACACAAUCUUAAAGCUUUAGAACAGGAGUUCUCAACCUUUCUUACCCUGUUGAUUUCAGAUCCAGAAGCUACUUGAGGCCCAAGGGAAAGGAGAGAGCUCCUCUCCAUCCACUGAGCAGGCAGCCAUCCAGACACAGACCUCCCCAGGACAACAGACCAAGAGAAGUGUUAGCAUCGCUGUUGGCACAGGUACUGGACUCAUUCAUCACCGCUUCUGGCAAUCUUGGUCAUUGUUUGUCUAUCCACUGCAUUUUGAUCCAAUUCUAGGCCUAUCACUUUCCCGUUUCGAACUGUGCUUGUUUUUGCAAGACCGUGUGACGCUCUAGUCUCUUCAAGCACUGUGAAAAUCGUAUUUCUCACUUUAUGGUUCAUUUGCGAUCUACUGAGAACAUGGCCUUUUUUUUCUCCAGGUCUCCUGAAUAGAAAAAGUGAAUUCGGACUAACCAGUAUCAAUACACAGUAUCAAUACACCUAUGGUUACUCUUUUGUUGUGUAACUGUCUUGAUAAGACAUUUUGCUUACUACACAUAUAGGGUAUGUUCGUAAAUUCACUCUGGAGUGCCAGACUGCGUUCUGGGCGUAAAUUCAGAGCGUUGUCAUAUUGUCCGUUUGUAAAUUCAGUGUUUCGCUCUCGGAGCGUUCAGAGCGCACACUGGACGCUCUGGCCGAGGAGUAGGGUUGAUCCGAGCGUUCCUCACGACGGCAGUCAAGCACCCAAGCUAACUGGCUAAAGUUGGCUAGCUUGCUAGCUACUUCCAGAUACAAAUGAGAGAAACUCCCUCUGACCAUUUUACUUGCCCUAGCAGAGCUGGUUAUCUAGAGCGUUCGGAUACUACUGCACUGUUGUUAGAUACUACUGCACUGUUGGAGCUAGGAACACAAGCAUUUCACUACACCCGCAAUAACAUCUGCUAAAUACAGGUGCAGCUCAAUAAAUUAGAAUAUUGUGGAAAAGUUAAGUAAUUUCAAUAAUUCAACUGACAAAGUGAAACUCAUAUAUAUUGUGGAUUAAUUACACAAAAAGUGAAGUAGUUCAAGGCUGUAUUUGUUUUAAUCUUGAUGAUUGCGGCUUACAGCUCAUGAAAACCCCAAAAUGUGAAUAUUGUGAAAAAGUUCAAUAUUGUAGACUCAAGGUGUCACACUCUAAACAGCUAACUAACUCAAAACACCUGCAAAGGUUUCCUGAGCCUUUAAAUGGUCUCUGUCCAGUUCAGUAGGCUUCACAAUCAUGGGGAAGACUGCUGACUUGACAGUUGUGCGGAAGACAGUCAUCAACAACCUCCACAAGGAGGGAAAGCAUCAAAAAUUCAUUGCUAAAGAUGCUGGCUGUUCACAGAGUGCUGUUUCCAAGCAUAUUCAUGGAAAUUCGAGUGGAAGGAAGACGUGUGGUAGGAAAAGGUGCACAAGCAACAGGGAUAACCGGAGCCUUGAGAGGAUUGUCAAGGAGUGGACUGAGGCAGGAGUCAGUGCAUCAAGAGCCACCACGCACAGAUGUAUCCAGGAAAUGGGCUACAACUGUCGCAUUCCUCGUGUCAAGCCACUCCUGAACCAGAGCCAACGUCAGAAGCGUCUUACCUGGGCUAAGGAGAAAAAUAACUGGUCUGUCGCUCAGUGGUCCAAAGUCCUCUUUUCAGAUUAAAGUACAUUUUGCAUUUAAUUUGGCAAUCAAGGUCCCAGAGUCUGGAGGAAGAGUGGAGAGGCACAGAAUCCAAGUUGCUUGAAGUCCAGUGUGAAGUUUCCACAGUCAGUGAUGAUUUGGGGAGCCAUGUCAUCUUCUGGUGUUGGUCCACUGUGUUUCAUCAAGUCCAAAGUCAACUCAGCCGUCUACCAGGAAAUGUUAGAGCACUUCAUGCUUCCUUUCUGCUGACAAGCUUUAUGGAGAUGCUGAUUUCAUUUUCCAGCAGGACUUGGCACCUGCCCACACUGCCAAAGGUCCCAAUACCUGGUUCAAUGACCAUGGGAUUACUGUGCUUGAUUGGCCAGCAAACUCGCCUGAUCUGAACCCCAUAGAGAAUUUAUGGGGUAUUGUCAAGAGGAAGAUGAGCGACACGAGACCCAACAAUGCAGAUGAGCUGAAGGCCGCUAUCGAAGCAACCUGGGUUUCCAUAACCCCUCAGCAGUGCCACAGGCUGAUAGACUCCAUGCCACGCCGCAUAGAUGCAGUGAUUCAUGCAUAAGGAGCCCCAACCAAGUACUGACUGCAUGUACAAGAACAUACUUUUCAGAAGGCCGACAUGUCUGUAUUAUGUCAUAUUCUAAUUUUCUGAGAUACUGAAUUUGGGGUUUUCAUGAGCUGUAAGCCGUAAUCAUCAAGAUUUUAAAAAAUACAGCCUUGAACUAUUUCACUUUUUGUGUAAUUAAUCCACGAUAUAUAUGAGUUUCACUUUGUCAGUUGAAUUAUUGAAAUUACUUAACUUUUCCACAAUAUUCUAAUUUAUUGAGCUGCACCUGUAUGUGUAUGUGACCAAUAACAUUUUACUUUAUUUGACUAACUGUGCUGUUGGCAACAACUGAAUUAUGUUUUUUUGCUGACGUUUACUGACACUGGUCAUAUUCAGCGAGUUCGUAAAUUCAUCAGUUAUUCUGCGCUCUGGCACACUCAGACGAGAGUGCUCUGAAAUCGGAGUAGAUGGCCAGAGUGAAUUUACAAACGCACCCUUAGUUGACUAACUGCAUCUCUCCCUGCUGUGUAGGUGCUAGUCUGUUCUGGGGCGUCCCUGUCGAUGCCCCUGCUCGCGAUGAGGAGCGCCCACAGCCAGAGUGGCACACCGACACAGGGCCUGGCGCUCCCGAUGGCAGCAGGGCCUCCUCUAGUCGGAGCUCUGGCAGUGCCAGCCUUACCCACAGCAGGCACAUAGAUGGCUCGGAAGAAGAGAGCGGGGUCAGAGAGAGACGGGUGUCAGGCACACCAUCCAACCAGUCAACGCACCAGAGGUAAGAGAACGGUUGGCUGCAUUUCAAACUGAACGCUUGUUUUCUUCCAUUGGCCCAGCCCUCAGUUUGAAUUGACUGGAAGAAUGAAGAAAGUAAUGGUUGUAGUUCACCACCUAGAACUCUGAACGGCAGUUUACACCAUUUUACUCCCUCCAUUUCACAAGAACGAGGCUUCAGUGAUUGAAUGGAAUAGACCAAGCUUUCAAUCUGAAACCCAGCCACAGGAGAACAUGGGUGAUGUGAAAAUAUGCACGUGAGGGUGAGCCCUCACAACUGGCGUCAGAAGUGUGAUACCACUUCUGUCACCAACUGUGACGGCUCACCCGCUGAACACCAUCUGAACACUGGUGCCACCUUGUGGCCAUUUCAGUAAAGUAUUUUUUUAACCGUAGUAUGAACAGCAUGUGUUUUUGUGCAUUUCCUGCAGGACUCAGUCAGCAUUUGGAGACUGUUCUUUCCAGAGUCCAGUGUUGGGGGAGAGUGCCAGCAUGUACUACCAGUCCCAGUCUCCACAGAGGGACGGCACCAAGAGUCAGGAGCCCAGGGCGGUGGAGGAUGAUCAGCGGUUUUAUCAGGAUCUACUGGUAAGAGUAAUCUUUUAUAUGGACUUUUAUUUGCUCCAUGUAUGUCAACAGGAGACCAUGAUUUGCGGAAGAAAAAAAUAUACUUAUGAGCACGGCUCCAAGUAAUUAGGCUAUGUAUUUGAAUUUGCACCGUCUUUCAUCCUGGUAUACUUCUUUUGGAGAAUGUUUCAACAGAACCUAGUAUUGCAGUGAAAUGCUUAAUACAACAUGUUAUGUGGCCAGCCUCCCUCCUGUGAAAUCCCUUUGACUAUCUGUCACUUGGACCUAAACAUAUGAAAAGCGCUUAUAAAUAAAGAUCUGACGUUCUUCAUCCUUCCACAGGGCCAAGUGAACAGCCGUCUCCAGGGAUCAGUGAACGAGGAGGUCAAAGAGGAAGAAGAUCGAAGCACCUCGUACACACUGCGAGAGAGACACAGCUUGUCCCCUAGACAAGUGUCCCACUGUCAGUCCCAGCAGUCAUCCCCUAGCCCUGUUCCCGUCAGCUCCCGGAGGCCGGAGCCCAAAGUAGAGCAGCAGCCAGGAGGAAGGGACCAGGUGCUCCACGCCACGCUGCGCCAGCUGCAGCAGCUAGGGGUCAACGUGGACCUGGACUCUGCCGACCCCGGGGGCAAGACCACGCGCAGCUCUGUAGAGAGUGCCAGGUAUGUUUGCCUUGAAGUUUCAGGUUUACUUGACCAUCUUUGCACGUAGGUCAUAGAGGUAGUAGUAUUAUGGUAUAACAAGAGGAUGUUUCAGUUGUGGGAAAUGGACCCGUUAUGAUGGUUACAGCCAUUCUAACAUGACAAUAGGGGCCAUUACAGUGGCUGUUUCUCUUACUUUCUUGCUCAUUCUCAUGUAAGCUCGACAUAAUUUAGCUACGUAGGUUACAUUAUGCAGAAGGUGUUCCUGUAACUUUGAUUUAAAAUGCAGCUUCCGUUUCCUUCUCCCCAGUACCCUGGCCGGCAUCAACCCAGAGGCGGUCAUCAGCAGACUGACCCUCCCAGAGUCGAUGGGGACCAGCAUGUGGGGCGGCAGCGUGGACCUCAGCCUGGAGGCCAACGCCAUCGCCCUCCGAUACCUAAGCGACCAGCAGCUCUCCAGGCUCUCUGUAGGGGGAGGGCAACAGCCCCCCGGGCCCGUCCCAGGUUCAGCCCCUGCACACUGCUCUCAGAGAAGCCCCCAACGGAGAAGAGCGCCAUGGGACAGAGCAGUAUUCUGUCUCCGAACAACAUGUCUUUAGCCACCCGCAAGUACAUGAAGAGAUACGGGCUGAUAGAGGAGGGGAGUGGGAGUGAGGAGGAGGAGAGGGCCGAGGGGGAGCAAUCGGAGAUGGGAUACACUGUACAGCUCCAUGUUCAACCGGAACAAGAAGGACUAGGAGAGUGGGAGCACAAAGGUUUGGUUCUGAAAAACAUCACAAACGAGUUGCCCCACUCCGACCCUGUCCACCCCCAGGCACUGCAUGCAGACUCUCAAAGCCAGCUACUCAGAGACUUGCGUCCUAAAAUGCAGCUUUUGGCCCGCGGCGCCAAACACAGUUUGGAGAAGGAGAAUGGCGCCAAACAGCGGCCAUCUUUUGGAAAAAUGCAGAGGGAGUGUCCUCAACCAGAAGGGUCGAUGGGAAAUUUCUUGGACCUAAGUAGACUUCGACAGCUGCCGAAACUCUUCUAA